AUGUCUCAGAAUCUCAAAUUUCAGAAUUUCAGUAAUUUCUGUCUGUCUUAUCUCGGAAUCGCAAAAUCUCAGAAUCUCAAAAUCUCAGAAUCUCAGAAUCUCAAAAUCUCAGAAUCUCAAAAUCUCAAAAUCUCAAAAUCUCAGAAUCUCAGAAUCUCAGAAUCUCAAAAUCUCAGAAUCUCAGAAUCUCAGAAUCUCAAAAUCUCAGAAUCUCAGAAUCUCAAAAUCUCAAAAUCUCAGAAUCUCAGAAUCUCAAAAUCUCAGAAUCUCAAAAUCUCAGAAUCUCAGAAUCUCAAAAUCUCAAAAUCUCAGAAUCUCAGAAUCUCAAAAUCUCAGAAUCUCAGAAUCUCAGAAUCUCAAAAUCUCAGAAUCUCAAAAUCUCAAAAUCUCAGAAUCUCAGAAUCUCAAAAUCUCAGAAUCUCAGAAUCUCAGAAUCUCAAAAUCUCAGAAUCUCAAAAUCUCAGAAUCUCAGAAUCUCAGAAUCUCAGAAUCUCAAAAUCUCAGAAUAUCGGAAUCUCAAUAUCUAAGAAUCGCAAUAUCUCAGAAUCUCAAAAUGUGAUCUCGAAAACUUUCCCGAUUACGAAUGUCUCAGAAUCUCAAAUUUCAGAAUUUCAGUAA
This is a messenger RNA of Caenorhabditis briggsae, 618 nucleotides long. NCBI's taxonomy places the organism in Eukaryota, Metazoa, Nematoda, Chromadorea, Rhabditida, Rhabditidae. Bases 1 to 618 code for a protein of 205 amino acids. The transcript has 2 exons. The record is from RefSeq and is a predicted model, not a curated record.